Messenger RNA from Lethenteron reissneri (Far Eastern brook lamprey), 7296 nucleotides. It is a transcript of the gene PARD6B, whose product is annotated as par-6 family cell polarity regulator beta. Gene Ontology annotation, cellular component: apical plasma membrane; cell cortex; nucleus. Gene Ontology annotation, molecular function: protein binding. Gene Ontology annotation, biological process: centrosome cycle; regulation of cellular localization; establishment or maintenance of cell polarity. Lineage: Eukaryota; Metazoa; Chordata; Hyperoartia; Petromyzontiformes; Petromyzontidae. The record is from RefSeq and is a predicted model, not a curated record.
GCUCGCGUCUUGCGUGCGGACGUCGUUUCAGAGCCACCCCCUUCCCCCUGUGCCACCCCAUGGGGUUCACUUUUAAGCAUUUACUAAAAGUCUUCGGCGUCUUGGUGCUCUCUCUCGCUCUCUGUUGUUGUUUGAAACCUAGUCUGUUGUUGUUUUAAACCGGUAAGAAUUGUAGAGGGGGUUUGGGUUUUUUUUUUUAACAUAGAUAUUUGAGGAGAAAAAAAAGCAACCCAGAAGUUUAAAGUCUUUUAUUACUUUUCAACGGUCAAAAGACGCCUUCAUGGCAAAACAUCAGCGGGCCACGUCGCGGCAAGUCAACCUCAUAGAAGUCAAGAGCAAGUUCGAGGCGGAGUUCCGCCGCUUCUCGCUGGCGCGCUCGCGGCCCAGCUGCUACGACGAGUUCUACGAGCUGCUGCGCCUCGUGCACUGCGCGCCGAGCGCCGAGCUGCUGGUGGGCUACGCCGACGUGCACGGGGACCUGCUGCCCAUCAACAACGACGACAACUACCUCAAGGCGCUGUCCACCGCCGCGCCGCUCCUCCGCGUCAUCCUCCAGCGCAAAGAGGAUGCCGACUACAACGCGUUUGGAACCAACAGCCUCUUGCGCAAGAAGAAGGUCGGCCUCCCGGGCCUCCCGGGCCUCCUCCACCCCCGAGACAAACCGCGGCCCCACCGAGACAUCGGCCUGCCACAGGACUUCCGUCCUGUGUCCUCCAUCAUCGACGCCGACAUCCUGCCCGAGAACGUGCGCCGAGUGAAGCUCUACAAGCAGGGCUCGGAGCGGCCUCUCGGCUUCUUCAUCCGCGACGGCACGAGCCUGCGCGUGAUGGCGCGUGGCAUCGAGAAGACGCCGGCCGUCUUCAUCUCCCGCCUCGUGCCGGGAGGCCUGGCCGAGAGCACCGGCCUCCUCGCCGUCAACGACGAAGUGCUGGAGGUGAACGGCAUCGACGUCGCCGGCAAGACGCUCGACCAGGUCACCGACAUGAUGGUGGCCAACAGCCGCAACCUCGUCAUCACCGUGCGGCCCGCAAACCAGCGUCCCGCCGCUGCCGGCGGGACGCUGUCCGGCGGGACGGGCACGGCGCCGUCCGCGACGUCGUCCUCUUCGUCUUCCGGCGGCGGUGGCGGCGGCGCCAGGGGGGGCGGCGGGGGGGCGGUGGCGGCGGCCGCGCGGAGCAACGGCGCGCCGGCCGUCGAGCGCCCGCCCUACGUCAUCACCAACUACACGGACGAGGACAGCGGCGAGGAGAGCGACGAAGACCUGGUGAUAGAUUCGGCGGCGGCGUUGUCGUCGUCGGCGCCGUUCUCCCUGGAGCCCCUGCCGCUGUCGCCCAACGGGGAGCUGUCGCGGCGCUUCCAGUCGGACGCGGAGCUCAACGGAGGGGCGCAGGCGGAGAGGGCCGGGGGGUCGCGGGGCGGGGGCGGCGGCGGUGGCAAAGCGCCGGCGGUUGUGGCGAGAGGGCACGGGAACGGCGGUGCGCUGCAGCGGGGCAGCAUGGAGGAGGAUGGCACCGUUAUCACUCUGUGACGGCGGGAGCGCGUGGUGGCGGGGGCGUGGGAACGCGCGUGAUUUGAACUUUGACCUUCGAAGGCUGCGAUGGCGGGAGGUGCUGUGAGGUCACUGCGACCGGGCGUGCGCGGAGGAGGAGGCGGCGACGUCGUUGUCCCGUUGAGAGAUCUUCUUUACGGUGGUGGUGGUCGUAAUCUCGUCGUCGUCCGCCAUCGUUCAGCGUCGUCACCGUCGUUUUUAAAUUUUCACUUUCCGUAAAUUUCCUCUCGUCGUAAUCGUCAUUUUGAUUCUUGUCGUAUCGAUCAUGUUUGUCGUUAAUUGUCGUCGUCGUCAUCGUAAUCAUUAUCGUUUUUGAACGUCAUUGUUUUAGUCGUUUUUAUUGUCUGUCAGAGUUAUCACGUAUUGAUUAUCAACGUCUUGUUGACGUUGAUGCCCAUCGUCACAUCCAUUGCCGCCAUCGGCAUCAUCGUCAGAAUAAUGAUAAUCUUCGUCGACAUCAUCAUCAUGAUCAUCAGUGUCGUCACCAUCUCCGUUGCGAUCAUCUUCUUUGCCAUCAUUCUUGUCGUAUUCAUUGCCCAUCUUCAUUCUCACGUCAUAAUCGUCACCAUCUUCAUCAACAGUUGUCCUGAUUGUCAUCAUUAUCAUCGUUAGUACGAGACAAGCCGACGACUUCUACACAAAAGCACAGCCACUGUGGCUACUUCAUCUCUUUAUUACAUUGAGUCUUAAUAUCAUGAUUAUUAUUAUUUCCCAAUCGAGUCUCCUCGUUAGGUGACUCUCUCUUAAGUAAUGUGCAGCACUGCUACUGACGCACGCGCUCCCAGCUGGUUGUCUCCCCGGUAUCGGCAAAAUCGUCGCCUGCCGUUUCCGUGAAGACGUUUUUCGGAUAACAAACAAAUGAUGGUGAAAUUUUUUUUUUUUAUAAUCGUCUGUCGUUAACGGCUCGGUGGGGGGGGCCGCUUGCGCGCCGGCGCUGUCGGCCUGCCGGAACGUUCUCCGUCACCUCCGCCACCGUCGUUCGUUGUUCGUCUUUUAAAGAAGUAAAAUAAAUAGAAUCCCCUUGGUCCGCUCGACCGCCGAGGGUUCUGGGUGGGCGGUCAAGUUGCCCGUGGCACGGUGACCCCCCCCACACGCGGUUACGUCGCAAGGCCAUCGUCGUCAUGUUGCGAUUGCCGUAGCUCAUUUUAUUGAUCCCAGAUCUUUUACGUCCCGAUAAAAUAUCUAUGAAAUUACAAGCACAAAGCACCGAAGUUCUUACUCAUUAAAUAGCUUUUAUCCGUUAAAAUUCGUCGUGCUUUGGGAGCAAUUGCAAUCGCGAAUUCAAAUUAUGUUUGGCGUACACUGACAGGCUCACCCCGUACGUGACAAGCUUCACAGAUUUGUAACUUGCCAAAUGAUUAGAAGGCUCGUUCGGCUGGCUCGCGUUGAGCGAACUGUUGGCUGAGAACAUUUAAAAUAAGCGAACCUUCCUUUUCAGCAGAAUUAACGGGGCGCGUAAAGCAAUAGCGAUAGGUACGCGAGAUGCAAAUUUACUGUGCACGGUUACGGUGUAACGCGGGGGGAAUCGCCCUAUCGGGAGAUUUUAUAUCGCUCCGUGAGAAAUUAUUGUGGCGGCGGAGUGGAGGGGGCGGCGGUUACGACGGCGGAGAAACGGGUGGCCAGCCUCACAGGCCAAGGACAAACAACAGACAAACAAACAAACUAAAAGAUGAGUGAAACGGGGCGCGAUGAUUUGAAACAAAAAGGGCUGUGCUUUCCCGUCGCUGGGGGGGGGUGGGGAAGAUAUUUUCCACUGUUUUUAGAGAUGUAUAUUUUUGUAGCGGUCGAGAUUCCAAUUCCACUAAAGUGCCGGCAGCAGGAUUAGUAAGUGGGGGGCGGGAGGUGGGGUGGGCGGGGGGGGACAUGACACUUGGGCCUUGAAGCGGAGGAUGGGAGGUCGGUGAAUUUUUUUAUCCGAAUAAAAUGCAAUGAUGUGAUAUCGGUACUGUACAACGUGUACGCAAAGUGUGCUGUGUGUGUGUGUGCACGCGAAUGUGUAUCGUGCUUGUGUGUGUGUGUGUGUAGGGGGAGCGGUAGUGUAGCGCGCUACGAAGCCGGGGCCACCCGAGUUCGAUUCCCGCUCCGGGCCAGCAUCAGUGACGAUUAUUUGUACCGGUCCUGGGCCUCCCCUAGGCCGACUCAGUCUCAAAUGAGUACCUGGUGCGGUGUGUCGCAAACCUCGCCACUGGGGAGACAAAGGCGGCCGGGCGUGGUGCUGGCCACCCACCCCCUCGUGUGCCGUUCCAGGCCUUCAUAGGUGCUCGCUAACAGCACUUGCCCCUACAGUCUGUUAAAGCUCCGCGGGGGGAUCUUUGUUUUUGUUUGUGCGUGCCACACGCGCGGCACACGCGUGCGUGUCGUGAGCUGCGUUGAUCCUGCGAUCGUUUGCGUAUCGCCUGUGCUCAACCUGUGUUGUCGCGCGUAUGAAUGGUCGUGCGUGCGCGCGGUCGCGCGCUACUGCGGUGAUGGAAACGAACCAGCGAUUGCAGCGCGUGGGUAUAAUCGUCAACGGCGACGCGAGCAUCGUGUCCGAAGGUUCUUUACGCGUUGGGGAAAGAAUGAUCGCCCCUGCCUGACGAUGCGCCCGCAGUUGGUCUCGUAAUCCCAUUAGCGUGGAAUCGCCGAUCCACGUUGCCUUUGUGCACGCGUACACCGUGAGAGAGGGUGCGUGUGUAUACCGCUCUUGUGUGUACCGUGUAUGUAAACACGCAGACGCACACGCGUGUACUGUGUGUGUAUACCGCCUAACUGUGUACCGUGUAUAUAAACACACAGACGCGUGGUACCGUGUGUGUGUGUGUGCCGUGUACCACGCACGCACCUCACCGGCUCUUCCAAAUUGACGGUUUUAAAGUCGCGAUUGAACAAAAGCAAACGAAAACAGAACCCCCCACAAUCCCCACGUGGCUGUAUUAAGUAAAUCAAAUCAGCUUCUUACGGCUUAGUAGUAAUGAACAGAAUAACGAACUUCGUCUUAUUGUUUAAAAUGUUUUUGUUUUCUACCCGGCAAGCAAAGAGCGCGGCGGAGGGACUGCGUGACGAUGUAGUCGGAGCGACUUCCCACUACCCCCACCCCCCGCUCCUCGCUUUUAUCGUUGACGCGCGUGGGGGCCGCGCGCGUUUUCCGAUCGCGAUCGCCCCCGCCGCGACGCGUUGAUCGUUUCAUUUUUUUUGUCAUGAAAACCCAACGACGUAGUUCGCCGUGCGAUCGCGCGCGCGGGCGCACGCACGCACACAUCCCGUGGUGGCCGUGCGGGCGAUCGCCGCGUAACUUUUUAGGCAAUAAAGCUCAUUGAGCCAGGUCUUUCUUUUUAAGUAAACUCCUAAGGAUUUUUUUUGUUUGUCGGUGUCGGAGUCCGGGUGGGGAGUGUGUUCUGGUACUCGUGUUUUUUUUUAUCUCCCCGUUUUACUCCCACCGGCACACCGGAGCCGAGCCAUCACGGAGCCCUCGCGCUCCGGGUUGAUUCAUUCUUUCCCCCACCACGCUGGCCGUUUGCCGCGCCGGUCCGAGCUCAAAAUGAAACGCAAGGCGCUGAACGCACGAGAGACGUCUGCCUCCGGUGGCGGGGGGGAGGGCCAGCAGCAGACACUAUCGACGCGUUGCAUCGUGCUCGUGACCGUGGGUCUCGGCGCGCUCUCGUGGACGCGGCGUAGCGUUGCCGCGUGUGGCCUCGCUGUGUCCCACGGCAGCCCCGGUUCGAUUCCUGGCCACAGCGUGCAUCUGAACCACCGGUGCUCAUUCAGUCCCUGAUGCUGCCUUCUGGGGCCUUCGGUCGACGCGGCCCACAGCGAGUCGCACGGCGCGGCAAACGUAGUCGCCGGUCCGCGCGAGCGGAGCUGUGACCAACGGCACCCGCUGUGCAACGCGAGAGCCUUGAUCGGUGUUGGCUCGUGGCUCCCGCCACACCGAUUAGACUAAUAUUGUGUACACGCGCGCGCACACGUAUACAGGGUGCUUCAAAAUGUAUUUCACGCUUCUGAGAAUUUGCCUCCGGGCUCUGGAGACCACCUGGAGAAGAUUCCAGGCACUUGUUGACAAUGAUGGCGAACAAGUGGAGACACUUUGACGUUUUGAAGCUAUUAUUAACAUUGUAUUUGUUUUGAUUUAAAGCUUUCGUGACUGCAGGGAUUCAUAUUCCUGGUUCUUUCGGUAAAGUCAUGUAGAAGGGAAAUAAUAUAAAUAUUAAACAAUUAAAAUUCUCACGACGUUUCGACUGCAACACAAGCAAUCAUCAUCAUCAGGUGAUGAUGUCACCCUUUUUAAUGAAUCACCUUAAAUGCGUGAAUAAGCUAUUAAAUACGUGGAAAUUAUCUCGGCGCUUUAUCUCAUUGCAGUCGUGUCGAGUUUCGGAUGCGAUUCGCCGAUAGCCAAAAUCGCGGAUGGCAAGUUCGUGAAUAACGAAGGGAAACCGCGCAGCUUGAAAAUCUCGGUGAAUCGGCGGCUCGACGCGUGGACACGUGCCGCGUUGGGGCCGUCGCAUCCUGUCAACAAACGUUUAUACUGGUAGGAACGAAGUGAACCAGCCUACAAUAGAUUAUAUCGUCCGUCCGAUGUCCGAUUAGGUGCAGCAACAUCGCCCCCUACUGCAAACACUUGGCAGGACCCUACAAAAACCUUUACACUCAGUAAGGCUUUCCUGGCUUAACAAGUGUAAUAAUACAUGAUGUUUAUAUUUUUUGGUUAUUCGUUCCUACCAGCCCACCCCGCAGGGACCUGUUUGAAACAGAAUAAACAGCGAUGUUCUAAACGACAACAAGAGCGACAAUAGCCAGGGCUUAAUUUCUCACUGGAUUUUUUUUUUCUGGGUCAGUGUUGUGUUGGUGCCAUGACGAGUAGCAGCCACAACCAUGGGGCAAGUCGAUGGUGCCGGGUGCGGUGUGCUGGACGUGGUGUGCCGGGUGCGGUGUGCCAAGUGCGUUGUGCCGAAUGCGGAAAUGCGUUCAGGGUCGCGUGGUUCGACUGGAGUGUAGGUGAGACGUGACGCUCAGGAGACACAGCCUUUGGCGAGAUCUACACUGGACAUGGACAUAUUUUCCGUUAAUAAAUUUGAGAUUAAUACCCCGACGACGAUGACGAUAUCAAUGGCCCCGCUAAAAACUGCCUUGCAAAACUUGGGAGUGUGUACAUGUAUGUUGAACUUCUUUCGCGCCGUACGUAGCCAAUCGGGCGGUGCGGAGUGGCACAGCCAGCCAGCUCCCGGAGUCUCAUCGUUAAACAACAACAACAACAGAAAGUAGAGCGGCAAUCUCCCCACGACGCCAAUCGUUGCCGCCCGGGAGGGGUCCUUCCGAGAGCGAAAAUAACAAAACGCAGGCUCGGCUUGGAAGUGCGAAACAGCCAGAGGAACGCGCUGAUCGCCUCGCUAGUCGCUAACAGCACUUGCCCCAACAGUCUGUUAAGGCUAUACGGGGGAUCUUUGUUAUUCUGUACAAGGUAAUCAUGCAGUCCUAUUGGCAACCCAUAGAGAAGCGUUAACCCCAUCGGGGGUUGAACGUCCAUGUGAGAGACGGAGCGACUAUCGAUGAGGAUCUAGACUUGUCAUGGAUGUGGUGGUGUAAGUUACGUCCAGCAGUGGAUGCUCUUUCGAAACAUCGGUUCGGUUCCUUGGCCCGGCUGAAUUAAAGCAAAAGUAGCUUCACCUGGAGAUGAUGGUCUGGGGCCUGGUUACGUCAUCGUCUGUCGAUGACGUCACGCUGGGCGUGGCUCCUAGGGGGGUUUCCUGCCUUCGGUGUGGCAGGUUUUCAGA